GCUCUUCACAGGAAGGUAACAUAUUGAAUAUUUAACUAUAGUAUUGUGCAGCUGUGAUAACUCAACUCUAGGUAGCUAGGCAGAUUGAUUAAUUAAUUUUUCCAAGGUGAAGCAUACAAGUUAUUUUGACCAGAAAAGUCCAAGGGUUUGUGAGGAUGGCUGCUAGAUUUGGAGCCAAAAUAGUAGCAUUUGGUGUUGUUGGAGCAGAUGAUUUUGCUGAAGUAAUUUUUUAUUAUGGUGAUCAAACGAAGAUACCUUACUUUAGGGAUUUUAUAGAAGAUUUGACAGAAGAGGCUGUGUUAUUGAGGAAUGAAGGAGAUGGCGAGGUGUCAAACCAACAACUUUAUACUAACCAUGACUGGCACCAAGGUUUCCAGGAAUAUAUUAUUUUUAUUUUGGGAAACCAAUUGAAACCCAAGGAAGAAAGCAAGAACUGAAAGAUAGGGAGAAAUGUUAUCAACUGUAUUUAUAUAGAUGCAUUGCUUAAUUGAAGCAGAAAAGAGAAGAUCCAUACAAGAAUAUUGUACCCUGGCUAAUGCACCAGGCCACACAUGGUUCCAACUCUCAAGCUCCUUCCUUUGACCUUUAAUCUUGUUAUUGAGUGGUGUUGAAUCUCCUGGGAGUAACUUAACAAGUACUCGUAUAACUUGACACCGAUUAAAACCUUAAUAUGGAU
Rubroshorea leprosula is the source of this 676-nucleotide messenger RNA. Lineage: Eukaryota; Viridiplantae; Streptophyta; Magnoliopsida; Malvales; Dipterocarpaceae. The record is from the annotation of a GenBank genome assembly.